This is a messenger RNA of Ectocarpus sp. CCAP 1310/34, 1670 nucleotides long. NCBI's taxonomy places the organism in Eukaryota, Phaeophyceae, Ectocarpales, Ectocarpaceae. The record is from the annotation of a GenBank genome assembly.
AUGGGGAACAAGAAAAAAUCGAGAAAAAUACAAGAGGUCCACUUCAAGGAAGAGGAGGGGGACCAACAGCAGCUCGUCGACUUCGAGCCCGAAGGGGAGGACGAAGAACAACACGUCCUACCGUCCCCCACCGGCCUGUCGUCGCCGUCUCCAUCGUCGUCGUCGUCCUCUUUGUCGGAAGACGAAGGGAAUCGGUCGCACCGUUCAUCGGAUGACGAUGAUGGUGUGGACCGGUUAUCGUCCUUGCAGUUGCUGGAGGCAACGUGCAAGGAGGAGGUGAAGGCGUACCUCCGAGCGUUGCGGCGUAGGCAGACUCCUCCGGAGCUCUCGCCAGCUACUGUCGCGUGGCAGCAGCGUCUCCUAACGGAGUCGGUGCCUGCUUCAUCGUCUGUCGCAACAGCGUCAGCUACGUCGUCUCGUGGAGCCUCGUCUCGUGGAGCGAGUGCAACUGCACCUCCAGCGGCUGACACCGUUGUCCCCUGGAGCACCAUCGUUCGUUCCGUCCGCGCAGGCAACGAGUGGAUCAAAUCCCUCGCCGAGUCCGUCGCUCACUGCGCCCGUAAACACGUCUACUUCGGUGUCGUGUACGUCUAGUAGUGCAACUACAGCUAGUUCAACAUUGCAAGUUGCACCUACUAGUGCGCAAUCGUCCAUCGUAGCGUCACCUGUUACUUCAACAGCACAGGUUGCAUCUAUGAAUGCGCAAUCGUCCGUCGUCACACCACCUGUUACUUCAAUGUCACAGGUGGCAUCGACUGCUGUAGCGACCGAAUCCCCCGUUCGUACGUUUCUACAAGCAGCUACCGUUUCAAUAUCCGCGGUUGACCUCCGCAGCGUUCCCAAGCUGACUGGAGACCGUACAGAAAACGUGAUCGAAAUCUUGAAACAUUUUCGUACGGUGGUUGGGCUGAAAGCCGCAGCCGUCAACACGGAUUCGUCGUUUGCUGAUGGGGUUGCACUCAAGCACGUUGCCCUGGUGGGAACAGGAGAAGUGUUGACCCUGAUACAGCAGAUCUUGUCUGGACAGAUAGACUGUUCUAAGGCAAGCACGUUCACAGAACCGGAGGAAAAAGGGUCGUUUCCCCCUCCGACCACGUGGGAUGCCAUGUGUUCUGUUUUGCUUGAUUCACUUCUUCCCGCAAAUUCCGUGGAGGAGGAGGCACACAAUCUCGCAACGUUCGUUCAAGGGCCACAGGAAUCUGUUUCCUCGUAUGCUCUCCGUUUCCGUACUGUCAUGGCACGGUUCCAAGCUGCCGUCGAGCGUGAUGGUAGUCGUACCGCUUGGAAUUGCAUGACAGUCGCUCUGUGGCAAAAUGGGUUGACCCAUCGUUAUCGUUUGCUCUUUUAGAGCCAAUACCGUCUCCGUCCCUAAAACUCAGUGCCGCAAAUGGUGCACCAGUCAAAGUUUUAGGAUUUAUUUCGUUCGUUGUUCGGUUGGGAGACGUGUCCCGCCGAAUCGAUGCGUUGGUCGUACCAUCGCUCGGUCCUGAUCAAAUACUCCUAGACAAUGAGGCAAUGACUCGGUUUGGGGCAGUACUUGACUGGAAAAAUGAACGUUUGACUUUUGAGUGUAGUGACACUAUUGUCCCCGCUAUUCAUCGUAAAAAAUCUCAACACGGUUAUGAUCCGUCGCCGUCCCCCCGUGUUGCAGCCGUUCAUCGAAAUGCGGA